UUACACGAGAAAUGAGCCACACAGGGACUUCUACUUGGUUUCCCGGAUUAACCCAACUGAUAAACCCAAACUUAUGGAGGAACAACAAAGAAAAGAGGGGCAGAGAUCUCCGAGAACAGAUCAAGAAACUCUCUGCAUCACAUGUACUUGAUGAAGCGGGCAUUGAUGAUGUUCAAGUCCUCACUUUGACCAGGGAGGAUCUGAAUGAGCUCUUCCCAGGCGUGAAAAACUUCCAGCUCCGGAGGAAAAUCAUGGAGCUUAUUAUAAACGCAGCGAAGGAAUCACUUCAACCUGGUCCAGAAACAUUUGCCAACGCACUGAAGCGUUUAAUGCAGCACAAUAACAGCGGUGAUGCUGCGGCACAGGAUAUUUUGAGAGAGUGUCUUCGUGCCUUUCGAGAAGUGGAUGACCAGCUCAAAGCUGCACAGGCAUCACUGAAACCAUACAUCGAAGUCUUAAACGGUCUUGGUGAGGCAUCUGUUAAUAAAGAACGCUGGGGUAUAGAAGCAGCUUCACAUAGCAGACAACAUCCCCAUUAUGACCAGACAAAUUCAAUACCCCAGAGCACACAGAGCUCUUUUGAGCCAUCGGUAAAAGUGCAUUCAGUUGUGUGUGGCCGAACCUUUGGAGCAGAUCAGCAAAUUCUUAAUCAGCUCAAGGGGGUCAAAUUGACUGAUAUGACAGACUGUCAGCUGAUCCUGGUCUUCUGCCCAGUGGCAUCAAGAGUUGGAACCGACAUUGAAGAAGCUCUGAGGGGAAUCCCAGGUAAUAAACCCACUGUUCUAAUAGUGAUGCACCACACACACAACCCUCACCAUGUGGGACCGAGCUCAACAUCAAUUCCAGUGAACGUAUUGGAUUACGUUCAUGUGCUCUUUCACGAUACAGCUGGCGGUCUUCUUCAAUGUUUAGCAAAUAACAGUGCCAUAUCCAGAAUUCAGUCUGCUUUAAAGCAGCACACAAAUAGCUGGUAGUGGAAAAUAGGUUAUUUGGAAUCGGAAAAUAAGUAAGUACAUAUGUAUACAGACUGUAUGUAAUAAAUAUUGCUUUGUGAUGUUUUGGUUUGUUAAUGGUUCACUAGGCCUGUGUCAAUCCAGUAAAGAAGAAAUUUGUUUGUACUCAAAAUUAUUUUUGUUUUUGAGGACUGUACAAUAAAUUGGAUCUGAUUGCUGUGUUGCUAGGAGUAAAAUAACUAAUAAAGGAAAAUAAAAAGGA
This is a messenger RNA of Triplophysa dalaica, 1215 nucleotides long. RefSeq lists its product as uncharacterized. The record is from RefSeq and is a predicted model, not a curated record. The transcript has 7 exons. Lineage: Eukaryota; Metazoa; Chordata; Actinopteri; Cypriniformes; Nemacheilidae. The coding region runs from base 12 to 974 and encodes 320 amino acids.